GUCUGGGGUGCGGGCAGCGCGGGCUGCAGAGAGCGUUGGGGGAGCGGGAGGAGCAGCAUCAGCAGCCCGGCACCGGUCACAGGCUCCCCCGGAAUAGCCAGCCCAGCCCUGGGCUCAGUGAGCCUCUCUACUGCUCCUGUCAGCGCCAUCAGCCAAUCCCUGGACACAGUGAGCCUCUCUACUGCUCCUGUCAGCGCCAUCAGCCAAUCCACAGGCACAGUGAGCCUCUCUACUGCUCCUGUCAGCGCCAUCAGCCAAUCCACAGGCACAGUGAGCCUCUCUACUGCUCCUGUCAGCGCCAUCAGCCAAUCCACAGACACAGUGAGCCUCUCUACUGCUCCUGUCAGCGCCAUCAGCCAAUCCACAGACACAGUGAGCCUCUCUACUGCUCCUGUCAGCGCCAUCAGCCAAUCCACAGGCACAGUGAGCCUCUCUACUGCUCCUGUCAGCGCCAUCAGCCAAUCCACAGACACAGUGAGCAUCUACUGCUGCAGCAAGCACUAUCAACCAAUAUCUGGAUACAGUGAGCCUCUCUACUGCUAAUGCAUCUGCUUCUUAUUCAUUCAUAUACAGAGACCUGAUCCAUCACACACUGGGCUCUGUGCAUGGCUAUUGCACAGGAUCUCAGAUUACUCAGGGAUCCAUUCUGUAUAGCAAAAGAUCCCCCCUGGACCCACCCACCACCUGCUACUAGCCCCCUGGACCCACCCAGCACCUGUUAAUAACCUUCCUGGAUCUACAUUGCACCUGCUACUGGUCCCUGAAUCUGCCCAGCACCUGUUUAUUGAAAGGGACCCAUACUGCACCAGCUUCUAGCAUCCUGGAUCCCAUCUGGACUGAUUUAUAGAAGAGAUCCACCUAGUACCUACAUAUAGCACACAAUCCCCUCCAUCCUGCAGCGGAAAGGCUCCAGUGAUAACUGGUUGUCAAUUAAUUAAUAGAACCUGCUAUCCUACACCCUCUGUACCUAACCGUACAACCUCACCUCAUCACCGUUUAGAUACAAGAUUGUGUUUCUCCAUAAUACAAUUCUCACCAGAUUUUUUUCAAUAUCUGAGACGAAAGCUUGUAUCAUGGGCACUGUCCUGUCACUGUCUCCGGCUCCUGGCAAAGCAGGCCCUUUGGAUGACAAAAAGCCAGAGGCUCCUGGAGUUGGAGGUGGAUACUCUGCUAUCCCGAACAGUAAAAAUGGGGGCAGCAAACCAGAGAAAAGCCUGAAGCGACACUCUGUGCUGAUCUCUGCCCUCACCUGGAAGAGGCUGGUGGCGGCAUCUGCCAAGAAAAAAAAUGCCAAGAAAAUCAACCCAAACCCAGGGCCCAUCAAUGGACCUCUACUCCCUAACAACAACCCAGUGGAGCAGUUAAAUCAUGAGAAUCUGCGCAAGUCUCAGGCCAGCCCUGGGAGGAGGGAGCCCAAACCUGUACCGGUGCCCACAGUUCCAAAUGGGCCAUCAGAGGGUCAGAAGAUCCAGCAGCAGCUGGUGGCUGUCCAGAAGCAGGCAAGUGGCCGAUCACUAUGUUCGCCACGUCGGGUGAUAGUACAAGCUUCUACAGGCGAAUUACUUCGAUGCCUUGGAGAGUUUGUUUGCCGCAGGUGCUACCGGCUGAAAGAGUUAAGUCCUGGAGAACCUACCAUGUGGUUCCGUAAUGUUGACCGCUCUUUGCUUCUGCAAGGAUGGCAAGACCAAGGUUUCAUAACGCCUGCCAAUCUAGUUUUUGUCUAUCUGCUUUGCAGAGAGGCUAUAGGAGAUGAACUGGCUAGUGAAUAUGAGCUCCAAGCCUCCUUUCUUACCUGCCUGUAUUUGGCUUAUUCAUAUAUGGGCAAUGAGAUUUCCUACCCUCUGAAGCCCUUCCUGGUGGAGACCGAUAAGGAGGUCUUCUGGCAACGUUGCCUGAGCAUCAUUGACCGCAUGAGUGCCAAAAUGCUUCAGAUCAACUCUGAUCCUCAUUUCUUCACUCAGGUCUUUCAGGAUCUGAAGAAUGAAGGGGAAACCAGGGAAUCUAAUGGCCACUGGACUAUAAACUUGGACCGCUAGGGAGGUGGGCUUGGGAUGGACAAACCUGGAUGCAAUUAACCACUGUCCAUGAUCAACCUGAAUACUGAGGCCUAAGUCCCAGGUUAAGGGGCUGCUGAUCAGAAAGCGGACACUUUGACAUUUUGGUUUACUGCUAUUCCGCACUGAGUUUUGGGUGGUUUUGGGGUGCCUCGUGGCAACCUAACAUUGGGGAGCUUUAAACCGUUGAUUUCUUCACUGCCAGAGGUCUGGAACACCUCUUGAUCUCUACUUCUGGUAGUGAAAAGAUUAAAGAAUUAAUACUAAUGGGGUGAGCACUCAUCACUUUUUAUUUUAUUUAUUAUUAUUUAUUUGCUAAGAUAGUCGUGCCACAUGACUUCAGCGUUUUUGAUACCUCACAUCUCCAAGAACAUAAAUGAAAGCUUUGAUUUACUGAUCUGUCUAGGGAUUUAUGGUCUAUUUACUGCACUCUGCUCCAGGUGAUAGUACCAAAUAGAAAUAAUACUGGUUCAUUAUUUUGUUACUAUUGAAUUUCUUUUGGGAACUAAGGCACUUUUGAAAUGCUCUCCUAGGUUAAGGCAUCUCACUUUCAGCAACACUUAAUCCUUGCACCUACUCCCUACUAUACAUUCUAGUACAAUAAUGUCAUUGGCUCCUAAAGGACUCAUGUAGAGAGAUGUCUAUCUAUUGCCUUUAUCUGUGCUACUAUGAAUCACAGUACACAGGGGGGCUUCCUGUAUUUUUUCAAACAUGCAUGUGGCUGUAAAUCAUUUGUGUUGGACAUUUUUGCAUAUUUUGUUGAACUGAAAAUUCUGGAUCACUUGUAAACCCUAUAUGCCAGUUAGCUGAGAUUCAGUUUUAUUUAAUAACCUUGAAUUCACCCUUCUACAAUGUACACGGUGUUUAUUCACAUUUGAUGGAGCCUUCAUGUGACAUUUGGCUGCUGUCCUUAGUGCUGGUUAAACUGGGCAUAACACGUUUCAGAUAUCUAAAACCUCAUAGGAUGUAUGAAUGUAACCGAUUUAAAUAGAAAUGGGGAUUUAAAGAAAACCUAACAGAAAAUGCGCACUAUGUUUGACAAUGAAGCUGUACAAUGUGCCAACGGUGUUCAAAUGUACAAAAAAAGCGUAUUGUUUUAUAUUGUAUAUUUAACAAAAAAAGAAACAUAAAAUGUGAUUCGGGAUUCCUUUUUGAGUACAGUGAUUUCUUUCUUUGUCCUGUUUUUUAAUUUUGAAUGGAGAUCUGUGCUGUGUGGUGGGUGUUGUUUAGAUGGGGGGCUUUGGGUUGCAUGUAUGUGAUUGUGCGGUACCCUAUAGAAUAUGAAUG
Pelobates cultripes (western spadefoot toad) is the source of this 3341-nucleotide messenger RNA. The record is from the annotation of a GenBank genome assembly. Lineage: Eukaryota; Metazoa; Chordata; Amphibia; Anura; Pelobatidae.